Messenger RNA from Acaulospora morrowiae, 195 nucleotides. Lineage: Eukaryota; Fungi; Glomeromycota; Glomeromycetes; Diversisporales; Acaulosporaceae. The record is from the annotation of a GenBank genome assembly.
AUGCAAUAUCAAGAUGUGGAAGAAGUGGCCAUGGAAGAGGAAGAAACCCCUUUGACAAUAUACAAGGCAAUCCACAAAGAGGCGGCAGAAAGACAAGACAAGCUAGAAAGGCAAAUAGAACAGAUGGGAAAGAUGCUAAACAAACUUUUGGAAAAUGGAAACAUGAUACCUAAUAACAAAUCCAAACAAAUAUAA